CAGUUUCACUUUUGCUCUCAACAAUGAAAAGAAACUACUGGCCCAACUGGCUUUUCAGUUCCUUGCUGCUGGGCUGUACCCUUGCACUGGGGAGUCAGGGCCAUGCCCUCCACGGAGACCCUGAAGGGUCCCAGCUUUGGCCAGCACUUCUGGAUGAUGGUGAUCUGCACAGUGCUCCUGCAGAUGCUCCUGCAAACGCUGUCUGUGGCUAUGACUUACGUGUACUUCACUAACGAGAUGAAGCAGCUGCAGAACAAAUACUCCAGAAGUAGACUGGAUUGCUUGUUAAAGGAAGAUGAGGAUGCCUGGAGCCCCACUGAAGAGGAGAUCCAAUACUGUCUGCAGACUAGGAAGCAGCUGUAUCAGCUCAUCGAAGAGGUGUCUUUGAGAACUGUUAAGGAAACCACUUCUACAGUUCAAGAAAAGCAGCUAAGUAUUCCUUUCCCGCCCAGAAGUGGGAAACCUCAGAGAGUGGCAGCUCACAUUACCGGAAUCAGUCGGAAAAGCAGUUCAGCCUUAGCUCCGAUGUCCAAGGAUGGAAAGACCUUGGGCCAGAAGAUAGAAUCCUGGGAGUCAUCUAGGAAAGGGCAUUCGUUCCUCAACUAUGUGCUUUUGAGAAAUGGAGAGCUGGUCAUCCAGGAACAGGGCCUUUACUACAUCUAUUCCCAGACGUACUUCCGGUUUCGAGAGAAUGAAGAGGGUUCCAAGACGGUCUCAAAGGAUAGAGGCCAAAACAAGCAAAUGGUACAGUACAUCUACAAAUACACCAGCUAUCCAGACCCCAUCAUGCUGAUGAAGAGUGCCAGGAACAGCUGCUGGUCCAGAGAUGCAGAGUAUGGACUCUAUUCCAUCUACCAAGGGGGACUGUUUGAGCUGAAGGAAAAUGACAGGAUCUUUGUUUCUGUGACAAAUGAGCAUUUGAUGGACUUGGACCAAGAAGCCAGCUUUUUUGGAGCCUUUUUAAUUAACUGAAUGAUAUACAAAAAUCAGACAGAGUCUAAAAUGCCCAGUCAUCAAGGGUGAUGACUCUGGGUACAUGGUGUCUCCAGAUACUAUGAGAAGUUCAUGCUCCAUGCUCCUGCUGUCUGUGAAGGGCAAAGAAGCUACUUCUGCAGUGGUAUUGAUGACUGCAGAAUUACAGUUGAGUAAGAGGGACAUGGAGGGUUUCUGUGACAAUUUGUAUCACUAUCCCCACCAUCCAAAAAUACUGACAGCCUAGACAGGAAGCCAGCCCUUGAAGAGAGCUAUUAAAAAUUGUGAUAAGGAUGCUGACGUAUAGCUCACCAAAACUGAUGGCUACUGUGGCGGUGUGGGUGGAGAAGGACUCCGUUUUCUUGAAGGGAUUGACCCUGGGAGUUUUAUCAUACUCCAAUGAGUAUAUGGGCUACACAAAUUGGACUUGGGGGGUUCACAAGAUUGGGGGGCCUGGGAGGACUGGGAAAUGAGUAUGAUAGGGUUAUGAUUUUCCAAAUGGUCAAUGAAAAUAUUAUGUUGAAAAAAAUCACAGAAUCCCUCACCUAGAACAUUAGGAGAUUGUGUGUGUGUGUGUGUGUGUAUGUGUGUGUGUGUGUGUGUAAAACUGUUUUUUUAAUGGUAACUUAGUAUGAGGUUCUCAAGUGUGAACCCUGUGUAAACAACAUUGUGUCCCAUCGUCAUACAAAAUAGAUGUGUUUAUGAUCUCAAAACCCACUCACAGGUUGAACACCUCUGAAAAGUAAUGUAUGGCUCAACAAAAUGUCUUCACCCAAUGUGGUCCACAGAAGCCAACAGUUUGGAUACCCCCAAUUCUAGUCUUUCAGAAAUUUUCAAAUGAAAGACCAUGGACACAUUCUUUAUUAUAAAAUUGUUUUUUUUUAAUA
Molecule: messenger RNA, 1859 nt
Organism: Mesocricetus auratus (golden hamster)
Lineage: Eukaryota; Metazoa; Chordata; Mammalia; Rodentia; Cricetidae
Gene: Tnfsf10
Product: TNF superfamily member 10
Exons: 5
Coding region: 103-972 (289 amino acids)
Biological process (GO): immune response
Cellular component (GO): membrane
Molecular function (GO): CD40 receptor binding; tumor necrosis factor receptor binding
Source: RefSeq, a predicted model, not a curated record